GCAAUAAAGAGGGCUCAAGCCACUGAAUAAACAGUCGCUCCUGGAGUCACAUUGUUAUCCAUCCCAUCUAUUUUUCCAGGACAAGUAGAUGUGAGCAGUGUGCACAUAUUGACAGAUGACAAUAUUUGGAACAGAAACCUUGUGAGACAAGCGGAUUGGUUCUUGUGGGUGGAUAUCAGUUUGUUGGCUGGAGAAACAAGAGUUGUCAUGGAAACUAUUUUGCUCUUCCUCUCUUCACUCCUGGUGUGUGUUGCUGCUGUAGCAGACCCCAGUGCACAAGAUGGCGAGAAGAAAGUUGAAAACCCGUUUGUUUAUGACUAUGAGAGCCUGAGAAUUGGGGGACUGGCAUUUGCUGUGGUGCUGUUCAUACUGGGCAUUCUUCUCAUCCUCAGUCGGCGAUGCCACUGCAGAAUCAAGCAGAAGCCCAGAGCCCCUGGAGAUGAGGAGGCACAGGAGGAGAACCUGAUUGUCUCCAGAGCUGCAGCAGCUGCCAAAGAGGCUCCAGCAGAGAACUGAGGCACUUCCUCCGGCCCGCACUGCCUUCUGAUGAUCACUUUUAUUUGAUAUUAAGCCACUCUCAUAGUGAAGAAAUCGACGGUUAUUACAACUGGUUAUAUGAUGGGGUAAGAGGGGAGGUGUACAUUUAGAGGUGUAAUAUGUACAUACAGUAAAUCUUGUUCCCUAAAGACAAACCUUUAGCCUGUUGUGCUCCAUUGUGACUGUGCCAGUCCCUCAGUGCUCUUGUCUGUUCCUGUGGCUUUCUGUGACAGCCUCUCACUCCAGUUCUUUGUCUUAGUCAGUGGCUCCUUCAACACAACAUUGUCUUCAAAGCCCUAGAAGAAGUUUUGAUGUUGUGUGGUCUGCUGUUCUUCAUUUUCUGUCAAUUGCCCUAAGGUUUAAGGAUUGUCAGUUGUCACAUUUGUAUUAUAACAUGUAUUCUAAUAUACAAUGCACUAUACAUGUAUAAUUAUAUAUACAGUAUACUAGUACAGAUAGUUUACAGAUAAGAUAUACAGUUAAAUAUUCUUCAUUUAGGUCUAUGCUUGAAAGGUUGGGUGUGUUUGUGUACACAUAGACAUAUGCAUGCACAUCCUGUUUAUGUAUGACUAUGUAUAACAUGAGUACAUGUGUAUCUCCACAUGAUGAGCCUUAUAUAAGACAAUCUAGCUACAGCUCUCUGAGCACAGGAAUAGUUUGCAGGUAUUUACUUGAGCUCCUCCACUGCCGUGUUAUACCAACUUUGGUGGAGGGAGCUCCUGGAUCAGCUGUCUCACUGCCUUCUUCUCCACACAUCCGCUCCAGGGCCCCGUCACUGGCUGCGCCAGGAUGAACUAGUCUUCAGCAAACUAUGAUUAGUUUUCCCGUACUAUUUCAACAAACCUGUGAAGACUUGGUCUCUUUUUUCUUUUUCUUGCUUGUUUAUUUAAUGUCUUAGUUUAUCUCAAAUUUCUGAAAAAAAGAGGCAACGUUUCGAUACUGAGUUUGAGAGAAGUGAGACUUCAUAUUAUUUAUGUACCAGAAUAUAUUAAUAGUAGCCUAUGUAAGCAAAAUCAUAGUGAAAGAACAAAUGAACAGUCCUUGUGAAUCACCUUUCAGGUUAGGCUUUCACUGGUAUUAAGUCUGAGUAUACCUAUGUUCAUUUGAUGCAUAGAGUGUUUUGUGUAGCCAUCUGUUGUGCCACUGGCAUAAAUAAAGUAUGUCUGAACACAAAUAA
This is a messenger RNA of Monopterus albus (swamp eel), 1714 nucleotides long. It is a transcript of the gene fxyd6, whose product is annotated as FXYD domain containing ion transport regulator 6. NCBI's taxonomy places the organism in Eukaryota, Metazoa, Chordata, Actinopteri, Synbranchiformes, Synbranchidae. Gene Ontology annotation, cellular component: membrane. Bases 208 to 516 code for a protein of 102 amino acids. The transcript is spliced from 8 exons. The record is from RefSeq and is a predicted model, not a curated record. Gene Ontology annotation, biological process: regulation of sodium ion transmembrane transporter activity. Gene Ontology annotation, molecular function: sodium channel regulator activity.